AUGGUCCUCCAGUACCUCAGACGCAGCGCUCGGGAUAGCCCAUACAUCUUCACCAGUUUCGUGGUUGCCGCUAUCGGCCCCGUUCUCGUUGUCGGCGUCCCAGCUGUCCGCAAGAGCCAAGGAUACGUCAGCCCUGCUCGCAUCCCCGACACCUACCCCUUGCCCCAGCGCGCUCGCAACCCUCCUUCCGGAUAUGAGGAUUAA
This is a messenger RNA of Linnemannia hyalina, 204 nucleotides long. The record is from the annotation of a GenBank genome assembly. Lineage: Eukaryota; Fungi; Mortierellomycota; Mortierellomycetes; Mortierellales; Mortierellaceae.